AAAGUGAAUCCGAUUCUCAUUCGCUCAAGAAACUGCUGCUGCUUUCUUAUUGGCUAGCCGCGCCAUCUUGCUAUUGGAGGCUUCUGUACAGCGCUCAUUGGCUGCUUUAACCAGUGACUGUUCUUCUGUGUGAGCGGAAUCGGAGUGCAGGAUGUUGGUUUUAGUAUUAGGAGAUCUGCACAUCCCUCACCGGUGUAAUAGUCUGCCUGCAAAGUUCAAAAAACUGCUUGUGCCUGGGAAGAUUCAGCAUAUUCUGUGCACAGGAAACUUAUGCACCAAGGAAAGUUUUGACUACCUGAAGACCCUGGCUGGGGACGUUCAUAUUGUCAGAGGAGACUUUGAUGAGAACUUAAAUUAUCCAGAACAAAAGGUUGUGACUGUUGGGCAGUUUAAAAUCGGUUUGAUUCAUGGCCACCAAGUAAUACCAUGGGGUGAUAUGGCUAGUCUGGCCUUGCUACAGAGACAGUUGGAUGUUGAUAUCCUGAUUUCUGGACAUACUCAAAAAUUUGAAGCAUUUGAACAUGAAAACAAGUUCUACAUUAACCCAGGGUCUGCUACCGGAGCUUACAAUGCAUUAGAAAACAAUAUUAUUCCCUCCUUUGUACUGAUGGAUAUCCAGGCCUCCACUGUUGUCACCUAUGUGUACCAGUUAAUUGGAGAUGAUGUUAAAGUAGAAAGAAUAGAAUAUAAGAAAUCAUAAAAUAAAACUGCCAACUGUUUCAUGGCCUUGAUUUUUUUCAUUCCAUUUAUUUAACUAAGAUGGUCAUGACAUAUCCUGCAACAGCUAUAGGCAGAUAAUAAUUAACUCUGUACUAAUGUUUGAUUUAUAACUUCCUCCGAAUUUGCUGCAGUAGGCCUCUUGUACAUCAAAUAAUUUGUAGCAAAUUGCGUGCCAUGUUAUUUACGUUGUAAAAAAAAUAUCGACCUGUAAAUAUCAAAUGCUAAGAAUGGUGUGCUACUGUGAAGAAAUAGUAUGUAUUAAAAGUUUAUAAUCCACUUUU
Molecule: messenger RNA, 1001 nt
Organism: Xenopus laevis (African clawed frog)
Lineage: Eukaryota; Metazoa; Chordata; Amphibia; Anura; Pipidae
Gene: vps29.S
Product: VPS29 retromer complex component S homeolog
Exons: 4
Coding region: 152-700 (182 amino acids)
Biological process (GO): retrograde transport, endosome to Golgi
Cellular component (GO): endosome membrane; retromer complex; endosome
Source: RefSeq, a predicted model, not a curated record